This is a messenger RNA of Acyrthosiphon pisum (pea aphid), 1070 nucleotides long. RefSeq names its product acetylcholine receptor subunit alpha-like 1. Gene Ontology annotation, biological process: monoatomic ion transmembrane transport. The record is from RefSeq and is a predicted model, not a curated record. The transcript has 6 exons. Bases 119 to 991 code for a protein of 290 amino acids. Gene Ontology annotation, cellular component: membrane. Lineage: Eukaryota; Metazoa; Arthropoda; Insecta; Hemiptera; Aphididae. Gene Ontology annotation, molecular function: extracellular ligand-gated monoatomic ion channel activity; transmembrane signaling receptor activity.
AUUAUUAUUAUUAUUGGUGUAGAACUGGAUCGACGAUAGGUUGACUUGGAAUCCGAGCGAAUAUGAACACCUGAAUUCUAUAAUAGUCGACCACCGUGAGAUCUGGCACCCGGACAUCAUGGCGUUCAACAACGUCGACGCCAACAUGGAAGACGAUCGGACACACGUCAACAGCGUGUUGAACAGAAGCGGUGGGGUGAUAUGGGUUGAACCGGUGCAGUACAUUAUACAUUGCAAGACGGACACAACAAACUGGCCUCACGACACGCAGACCGGAGUCUUGAAACUCGGGUCGUGGUUGUACUUGGGCAGAGACCUGAACCUGACCAUCGACGAAGGAGAAGAAGUAGAAAUGGCUAGCUCACACUCGGAAUGGGACAUCACUAACGUUUCCAAGGAGAGAAACAUCAGGUACUAUGACUGCUGUCCCGACGAACAGUAUAUCGACAUCGAAUACAAUAUCACCAUCAGGCGGAAGGUGCAUUCCUAUAAGUCAGUCCUCUAUAUCCCAGCUCUAUGCAGUAUUUCGUUCAAUUUACUAACAUUUUGGCUCCCGUACUCCGACAAUCAAAGUAAAUUGUUUGUGAACCUGUUCAACGCACUGUUCGUCACUUUGGCCAUUAUGGUCGUGUACACAAAAGUACCGAUUGUCACUUCCACUGUUCCGUUGAUUGUCGUUUACUACACUUACAGUUUGGGACUGAUCGCCGCGACCGCGGUGCUGUCCAUAGCUGUAAAAGGCAUGUCCGUGGUGAGCAAACCACUACCACACGGGGUUACCUGGUUCCUUCAUUCCGGUUACCUGGUAUACUUGGGAAUCGAGAUAAACGAUUCGGCGGCUGAUUGUCACAUGCUCUGUGAAUCCGAAGAGAUGAUCGCGCAGACUGCCGAUUUGAAUGAGCGACACAAACUCGCCAAGGUAAUCGACAGGAUAUGUUUCGUGGUGUUCGCAUUCAUCUAUUUGAUUCUUCUAUUGAGGCUCAUGCCGUAGACAGACGUUGUCUCGCUGUAUACUAUACCUUAAAUGCAUCCUGUCCAAUAAAGGAAUAUCCUGCGCCUUAUCGAUCAUA